UCGAGAGUUGCAGCAGCCUCUUGAUUUCUCUCUCUCUCUCUCUCUCUCUCUCUCUCUCUCUUUUUUAAUCAUGGAGUUCUACUGAGUACUGACAGUUGUUAUUACCUAUAUUUCAGAUUCCAGUAUAUUUACUCAUAAGUCAUGAUGAGUCGUGCAAAGAGAAUACGUAUUGAGAAAGAUCAACAAGUCUCUACAGAUUAUGUUGAGGAGAAAGUCGAUUUUAUCAACUCUCUUGAUAAUGAUUCAUUAGCACAAAUAUUUAUGCUGCUGCCAAUAUCAGAGAGGAUAACUAUGAAUGAAGUUUGUUCCAAAUGGAAAGAGGCCUGUCAACUAGCUUGGCAUGACAUUAAAAAAUACAAAUGUACCAAUGCAAUUGUUCGUAGUUAUGAAAAAUGUCCUUUAACACAAUCAUACGUAAAAAGAGUAUUAUUCAACUGUGGUAUUUAUUUAAAAGAAUUGAUUCUUUCAAACAUUUGUGACUCAAGUAUCAUGCCAAUAAUUGCUGAAUACUGCAAAAAUUUAACAUCACUUGAAUUCGAAAUCGUCAGAUUUGAAACUCAUGAUACUAAUCGUUUUGUUAAAGCAUUCACACAGUUGAAGCAAUUGAAAGUCGUUGAAAUACAUAUAUUUGGAGAUAGAUUUCAAUUUCAAAUACUGAAUAGUCUUCCGAGAGAUAUAAAUGAAAUUCAUUUAUUUAUUAACUCUUAUGAUUUGCCGAAAGGGUUGGGUUUAGACUCAAAUCAAUGGUCUUCGAUAAUAUGUACAUGUAAAGUGAAGCCAGUAUCACCAUCACUUUUCUCUUUAAGAGAAUUUACCAAUCUUCAAAGUUUGACAAUACGUUCUUACGACAUCACCGACAUUAUCCAAGAAAUAUCAAAAAAAACAACACUUGUUUAUCUCGAUCUCCAAGGGUGUAAGACGACAAAAAAGAUAUUUACAUUCAAUCAACUUUUAAACUUGGAGCAUCUCAACAUUAACUAUGUGUCCUUCGUGAAUAGUCAAUCGCCAAAUAUGUUAAAUCCAAUCAGUGAUAUUUUCAAUACAUGCAAAAAUCUAAAACAUCUUGAUGCACCAGGUUUUGAUGUUGAUCUGGCUGAAAUUAAAAUGGAAAACUGGGUAAACUUGAAAAACUUGGUAUAUCUGAAUACUCGCUGGCAAGCUAGUGAUGCAAUAAUCAAAAAUAUCAUCAAGUAUUGCAAUAAUUUAGAAUUCAUAAAUAUUGAUAAAUUAAAUAGUGAAUCUAUUAUAAAAUUAACAAAAUUAGAAAAACUCAAUUAUUUAAAAUUUGAGAGGACAAAUGAUAUCAAUAAAGAAGUAAUGGUUGCAAUUUUAGAUAAUUGUAAAAAACUUAAACAUCUGGUAAUUUUCGGGGGUUAUGAAGUGGAGGCAUCACUUUUUGAUGAUUUAUCAAAAUUGCAGUAUAUUGAAAGUUUAAGUUUGGCAUCUAGUUUCAAACUUAGAGAUAGUGCUAUGAUUGCUAUUGCUAAAAAUUGUAAGCUCUUAAGAAGUUUGACUAUUCGAGGGUGUUCCAUCACUUCAACUGCUCAUAUUGCUUUAACGAGCUUGAAAAAUUUAAAAGAACUCGAUCUUCUAGCAAAUAAUAAUCUUGAAGACAAUUUUAUUGUCAAAUUAAGAGGAAUAAAAAGUUUAAAUUGUUCUGAUUGCAACAAACUUACUGAUGCUGGUGUCAUUCAAUUUAUAAAAAAUAAUCCAGAUCUUGAAUUUCUUGAUAUCAGGUAUAUCACAAAAGUUACAAUUAACACAAUUAUUGCUGCAGAUGAGGUAUCUAAAAAUCGUACAAAUGAUACUUUUCUAUCUAUAAAAACUAAUUAUCCAGAUUUUAAAAAAGUUUGCAUUAAAUCUCAAUGGUUAAUUUGUGGUUAAAAUGGAAUUAAAGUAUUUUUUUCCUCAGCUAAUUAACUGUUCCAUAUAUGUUGAAUUGUUUUUAAACAAAAAGAUGUACAUAGUUAUGGAAAAUUAGAUUUAAAAAAAAGUUCAAGGGAUUAUGAGUUGUUGAACUUAUUAAAUAAUCUUGUGACACAAUAAGUACGAUUAUAAUAAUAAUUUAUAUGACAUGUUUUUGUUUUUUUUUUUUUCACAUUGUAAAAUUACAUGUUUUCUCUUGUUAAUUUGAAUUUCUAUAAUUACUUAGAAACCUAUUAAAUAUUUUAAACAAAGUAUGUAUUAAUCAAUGGGUUUAAGGGCAAUAAUAAAAUAACACAUUACAAUUUGGGAUUGAAAUCGUUUAAUUAAUUAAUUAAUUAUAUUUUUUUAUUUUUAUUUUUGUACAGAAAACAAUAAUAAUGAACAUAAAAUUCAUUGAAAAUCACUAUAAUAUAUCAGCAUUUGAUGCGUAGUGCUAUGUCUACUAAUUAAUAUGUUUGAUAACUUCUAGGAUUUAUUUUUAAUCUUUUUACUAUAUAUUUUUUUUUUAUAAUUAUUACCGUAAAAUUGCCUUUUACAUUAUCCAUUUUGUCAUCAUUAUUUUUAUUUUUUUCAUCAUCAUCAUUUUGGGAAUUGUACAUGCACGAGAGAGAAAGAGAGGGACUUAAUUUUUGUCUCUGUUUUUUUUGUUUGUUUCUUUUCAUUUAAAUUCAUUUGAAUUUUAAUAUUUUUUUUUUGUUUUAAUCAAUAUUGUGAUAGCUUAUUAAUUAUGCUGAAUAAUUAAACAUGUUUAGAAAUUAUUCGGCAAACAUUUAUAACCAAUAAUCUUACGUUUAAUCAAUAAUCAAUAAUAUUUUUAUUUCUAAUUUUAUUAGAUAUUUGUUUUUAAUAUAUAUAUUUUGCUUCGUUUUUUUUUUUUUUUCUUUUUUUUUAUUCUUUUGUUGUAAUAUACCACAAAUUGUUUUUAUUAAUAUAAUACAGUAUUGAUUAUGUUUACAUUAUCAGCUAUAAUAAUCUAUAGUUUAUAGUUUUGUUUUUUUUUAAUAUGUAUUUACACAAUAAUAUUUAAAAUGAUAAAUUAAUUAAAAAACUGAAAAAUACACACAAAUAUUUCAUGUGUGUGUAUUUAUUUUUAAAUUAAAAUUUUAUAGAAAAAAUAAUUGUAAAAAAUUUGGAAAUCAAUUGCAAUAAACUUUGAUAAAAAAAAAAAAGCGUUUCAGCAUGAAUUUUUGCCACAGUGGAGUUUUAAUUAUUAAAUAGAUAAAAAUUAUUUUUUUUUAAAUUUAAAAAAUUAUAUUGGAAGAUUAAAAAUUCAUGCACUCCAUAUUCAGUCAUAAAACGCCUCAAAAUUAUUAACAAUUAUUCUCGUUUAUUUUUUUCGUUAAAAAAAUACAUUUAAAAAAUGAAAAAUUUAUGCGAUCGUUAAUAAUUCUAUCACGAGAUAACUGUUAAACUUUCAACUUUAUCAUUAAAUAAUUAAAAAACAAUAAAAAAAAAAUAAACAAUUUGCAGACUACAAAGUGUACGGUAAUUAAAUUACAAACUAGUUAAAAAAAAAAAAAAAAAAAACAGGAUAUAACAAAGAAAAGCAAAAAAGAAAAUUUAUUUUUUAAAAUGAAAAUUAUUAUAGAUAAUAAAAAAAUAAUUAUUUAAAAAUUCCUGGAAACACUAGCUUAGUAUAAUAUUUAUUUCUUAAAAAUUAAUAAAUGAAAAAUUAAUUUUUUUCUUUUUUUUAAAAAAACUAUUUUCGAAAUAUUUUAAUCGAAAUUUAUUUUUUAAAUUUUUCAUGCAAGUACAAUUGCAACUUGACUGUUAUUUUUAAAUUUUAUUAAUCGAGAAUAAAUCUCGUUGAUUAUUUAUAAUUUAUACGUAUGUUUAUUAAAAAAAAAAAACAAAAAUUAAUUAAUAUUUUUUCCAUUAAUAUUUCUAUCUAAAUUGAAUAAAUUGAAAAAUAAAAUUUGCAACAACCGGCAAUGGCACUGCCAGCUAAUACCACAGACAUCAGUUUAUUUUUUUUUUUUUUUAUUAAUCAACUUGUACUCAUUGUGAUGCAGAGUUGUAUUUUUAAAAAUAUAAACUAUUUAUUAAUAAUUAAAUUCAAGAUACAUAAUUUAAAAAUUAAAUAAAUGAAAUUUUUGUAUUUAUUAAAAUUUCAUUUUUAAAUAAAUAAUUGGACAUACGUAUACGCAUGAAAUAAUGACGUUGGAAAUAGUCAAAGGCUCUUUUAUAUUAUUUUCCAUUUAACAAGAAAUUAUUCUGUUAAAUUAUUUAAAAAUAUUUUACAGUCAAAGUUGCCUUGUUGCCAAUUGGCAAAUAUAUUUUGUUUGUUUUUUUUUUCUUUUAUUUAUACAUGUGUAAUUGGUUCAAUUCGCGUUAACAUUUAAGACAAAAAUCAAGUCUCAAAUAUGCAUUUGAUUGUCCCACUUUAGCGAAUCACAACGUCUCACAAUUUAAAUCAAUUUUUCCUCUAAAUUUUUAUGUACAUAAUUGUGUAAAGUUUGUGUUUAUUUAUCAUUUUAA
This is a messenger RNA of Aphidius gifuensis, 4404 nucleotides long. RefSeq lists its product as uncharacterized. The record is from RefSeq and is a predicted model, not a curated record. The transcript has 5 exons. Gene Ontology annotation, biological process: SCF-dependent proteasomal ubiquitin-dependent protein catabolic process. The coding region runs from base 142 to 1884 and encodes 580 amino acids. Gene Ontology annotation, cellular component: SCF ubiquitin ligase complex. Lineage: Eukaryota; Metazoa; Arthropoda; Insecta; Hymenoptera; Braconidae. Gene Ontology annotation, molecular function: protein binding.